UGAACGGACGCCUCCUCUGACCACACUGUGUUGAGGAACUCAUGAGGUGAACAAAAGCCUCCUCUGACCACACUGUGUUGAGGAACUCAUGAGGUGAACAAAAGCCUCCUCUGACCACACUGUGUUGAGGAACUCAUGAGGUGAGCGGAAGCAGGAGCCCAUAUAACCUGAACCCCCUCAUCACAUAUUCAGAUGCCUGGUUUGUAUAUGUUUAUGAUUAGGCUUAUUUUUCUGUUAAAUUCUGUUUAGUCUAUUACUAAUAUUGGUAUAUCCCCGAGCGCCGCUGUUUAGUUUAUUAUUAAUAUUGGUAUAUCCCCGAGCGCCGCUGUUUAGUCUAUUACUAAUAUUGGCAUAUACAUUUAAUUAGCCCAUAUGACUUUAAAAACUUAGGCGAGUAUUUGGUAAAACUGGCUUGAUUUUUGGAAAUUAGGUUUCCAAAAAAAAGUGUACAGAUUAAUAAAUGGGUGAAUGAAAAGUGGUACGUAAAAAGUGAAUGAACGACUGAAAGCAAUUUUGCUAAAUGUCAUUUGAAAAUUGUUAGGCUACACUGGAUCAUCAACUUACUGUAUUAUUCAUAUAUGUAGUGGACAAAUAAUGUUCGUUUUCAAAUAACAUCUAAACAUACAAUGUGAUCUUCGAAUCUGAUUUAUUAUUAUUUUCUACUUAGCACAUAUUAUUGAACAACAACAAAAUCCACUGCAACCUCAGUUUUAUCCCUGGAAGCAAAAACAUAUUUGGUAUCACUAGAUAUCUAUCCUUACGUGACCCAGGCAUCUAGGGAUAGUCAUUUGAGACAUGGCUUCAUGCCCAGUGUGCAGUAACACACACAAAGAUACUCCUACACUCACAGAUAACAGUUAAAAGUUCAGUAUCACAGAGUAUCAUGCAAAUCAGCACAGUUUAAGGAUGAGGUCAUAGCUAAAAGAAGUGUGAGCAUCACUUCAGCAUAGGCCAACUACUUUAUUGCUAAAUAUCUUUGACGUUAACCAGUCUCUUGUUUAACCCAAUUAUUGAUAUACAGUGCUGAAAGGUUUGCUGAUCAAAUAUAAUUAUUGAUAUACAGUGCUGACAGGUUUGCUGAUCAAAUAUAAUUAUAUUUUAGAGAGUGUGUUGUAUAUGUGUAUUCCAUAUUAUUUGAUAUCUAUAUUCUUUCAUAUUCUAGUCUUUGAUAUGUGAACUCUCCCAUUGGAGGUCAGGCUUUUCCACUCAUGAGGUCACUUGAGGGCUAAUGGCUCACAGGUUUGAACUUUGUCUGUCCAAUCUCAAUUCCCAACUCAUGUCACAUGACACGUGGAGCAGGAAGUAUAGUCACCACUAUGACAACACGGCAGUGACUGCUGGACUUUGAAUUAUCUGCCCCGACGGAAGACUUGUAUAUAACGUGGUGAUUGAAAAGAAGCUGUACUCAUCUGAUACGCUAGAUCUACCCUCACUGAGAGCUUGCAACUCAGGAAUAACGUAAAGAUGAAGGUGUUCCUGGUCCUCGCCAUAGCUGUCUUUACAGGUUGCAAUGCCAACCUCUUCUAUGCUGAUGAGCCCAAACCACAACUGGAGCAGCUGACAGAUGCAUUCUGGGACUAUGUUGCCCAGGCAACUCGCACAGCAGAGGACACAAUUCAGAUGAUCAGAAAGUCUCAGCUGGGCCAGGAUGUUAGUGCUAGACUCACAGAGAGUGCCAACGUGGCCAGCCAGUAUGCCGUCACCCUCCAGAAUCAGAUGACCCCUCUGGCUCAAGAGCUCAUGACCAAGAUCACCCAGGAGGCUGAGGUUCUGAGAGAGCGUCUGGGGCAAGAUUUGACCACCGUCAAGGGGAAACUGGAGCCUUACACAGAGGACAUGAGGGCCCAGGUUCUGCAGAGGGUUGGGGAGCUCAAGGCUGCCGUGGCUCCCUAUGCUGAGUCUCUUGACUCCGAGUCCCUGAAGACCACCCUGCUCCAGAAGAGUGAGGAGCUGAAGGGGAGUCUGGAGCAGAGUGUGAAGGAGCUGCAGUCCCAGCUGGGCCCCUACACCGAGGAGCUCAGGCAGAAGGUGGACCAGCACCUGCAGGACUUCCAGACCAACGUGGCCCUCUUGGCUGCCGACCUCCAGACCCAGCUGGCCCAGAGAGCCCAGAUGGUUCAGCAGAACCUGGCACCCUACGCGGAAGACCUGAAAGGCAAGCUGGACCCCUACGCCCAGGACCUGAAAGCCCAGCUCACCUCCCUGUAUGAGUCCUUCACCAAGACCAGCUAAAUACUCCACAUUAAUGGCACUGAAGACAUUGUGACUCCAACUAUCCAUUUUAUCAGUUGUACCUUCUGUAUUUGUACAUCUUUUGCUGUUCAGAAAGACUACACAAGAUGAGCAAGAACAAAUCUAAGCUGCUAUUAAUUGUAUAUAUACUUGUUUUCCUAUAAGGCUGAAGAUAUGUCACUUUUAAGAUGCUUAAUUUAUUAACAAAAUAAAAUGUUUACAUUCUU
This is a messenger RNA of Alosa sapidissima (American shad), 2459 nucleotides long. Its product is annotated as apolipoprotein A-I-like. The record is from RefSeq and is a predicted model, not a curated record. Gene Ontology annotation, molecular function: cholesterol binding; phospholipid binding; phosphatidylcholine-sterol O-acyltransferase activator activity. Bases 1465 to 2232 code for a protein of 255 amino acids. Lineage: Eukaryota; Metazoa; Chordata; Actinopteri; Clupeiformes; Clupeidae. Gene Ontology annotation, biological process: positive regulation of lipid biosynthetic process; high-density lipoprotein particle assembly; cholesterol homeostasis. Gene Ontology annotation, cellular component: chylomicron; extracellular region; high-density lipoprotein particle. The transcript has 4 exons.